This is a messenger RNA of Oncorhynchus keta (chum salmon), 5852 nucleotides long. RefSeq lists its product as uncharacterized. Bases 1 to 1584 code for a protein of 527 amino acids. The record is from RefSeq and is a predicted model, not a curated record. Lineage: Eukaryota; Metazoa; Chordata; Actinopteri; Salmoniformes; Salmonidae. Gene Ontology annotation, molecular function: 2 iron, 2 sulfur cluster binding. The transcript has 3 exons. Gene Ontology annotation, biological process: P450-containing electron transport chain.
AUGUGUUACUGCAGUCUUAGCUGUUCAACAUGUUACUGCAGUCUUAGCGGGUUAACAUGUUACUGCAGUCUUAGCUGUUCAACAUGUUACUGCAGUCUUAGCUGUUCAACAUGUUACUGCAGUCUUAGCUGUUCAACAUGUUACUGCAGUCUUAGCUGUUCAACAUGUUACUGCAGUCUUAGCUGUUCAACAUGUUACUGCAGUCUUAGUGGGUUAACAUGUUACUGCAGUCUUAGCUGUUCAACAUGUUACUGCAGUCUUAGCUGUUCAACAUGUUACUGCAGUCUUAGCGGGUUAACAUGUUACUGCAGUCUUAGCUGUUCAACAUGUUACUGCAGUCUUAGCUGUUCAACAUGUUACUGCAGUCUUAGCUGUUCAACAUGUUACUGCAGUCUUAGCUGUUCAACAUGUUACUGCAGUCUUAGCUGUUCAACAUGUUACUGCAGUCUUAGUUGUUCAACAUGUUACUGCAGUCUUAGCUGUUCAACAUGUUACUGCAGUCUUAGCUGUUCAACAUGUUACUGCAGUCUUAGCGGGUUAACAUGUUACUGCAGUCUUAGCUGUUCAACAUGUUACUGCAGUCUUAGCUGUUCAACAUGUUACUGCAGUCUUAGCUGUUCAACAUGUUACUGCAGUCUUAGCUGUUCAACAUGUUACUGCAGUCUUAGCAGUUCAACAUGUUACUGCAGUCUUAGCUGUUCAACAUGUUACUGCAGUCUUAGCUGUUUAACAUGUUACUGCAGUCUUAGCUGUUCAACAUGUUACUGCAGUCUUAGCUGUUCAACAUGUUACUGCAGUCUUAGCUGUUCAACAUGUUACUGCAGUCUUAGCUGUUCAACAUGUUACUGCAGUCUUAGCUGUUCAACAUGUUACUGCAGUCUUAGCAGUUCAACAUGUUACUGCAGUCUUAGCUGUUCAACAUGUUACUGCAGUCUUAGCUGUUUAACAUGUUACUGCAGUCUUAGCUGUUCAACAUGUUACUGCAGUCUUAGCUGUUCAACAUGUUACUGCAGUCUUAGCUGUUCAACAUGUUACUGCAGUCUUAGCUGUUCAACAUGUUACUGCAGUCUUAGUGGGUUAACAUGUUACUGCAGGCUUAGCUGUUCAACAUGUUACUGUAGUCUUAGCUGUGUAACAUGUUACUGCAGUCUUAGCUGUUCAACAUGUUACUGCAGUCUUAGCUGUUCAACAUGUUACUGUAGUCUUAGCUGUUCAACAUGUUACUGCAGUCUUAGCUGUUCAAUGUGUUACUGCAGUCUUAGCUGUUCAACAUGUUACUGCAGUCUUAGUGGGUUAACAUGUUACUGCAGUCUUAGCUGUUCAACAUGUUACUGCAGUCUUAGCUGUUCAACAUGUUACUGCAGUCUUAGCUGUUCAACAUGUUACUGCAGUCUUAGCUGUUCAACAUGUUACUGCAGUCUUAGCUGUUUAACAUGUUACUGCAGUCUUAGCUGUUCAACAUGUUACUGCAGUCUUAGCUGUUUAACAUGUUACGGUAGUCUUAGCUGUUCAACAUGUCACUGCAGUCUUAGGUAUGUGACAUGUUACUGCAGUCUUAGCUGUUCAAUGUGUUACUGCAGCUGACAAAGAAGACAGUGUCUGUAGAAACAUAUUCCUGGUCAUUCCCGAGUUAAUCAUUACUGGUCAUUCCCUAGUUAAGACCUACUGGUCAUUUCCUAGUUGAUACCUACUGGUCAUUAUCUAGUUAAUACCUACUGGGUAAAGGUUUCCCUAGUUAAUUAAUACCUACUGGUCAUUCUCUAGUUAAUACCUACUGGGUAAAGGUUUCCCUAGUUAAUACCUACUGGGUAAAGGUUUCCCUAGUUAAUACCUACUGGUCAUUAUCUAGUUAAUACCUACUGGGUAAAGGUUUCCCUAGUUAAUUAAUACCUACUGGUCAUUCUCUAGUUAAUACCUACUGGGUAAAGGUUUCCCUAGUUAAUACCUACUGGGUAAAGGUUUCCCUAGUUAAUACCUACUGGUCAUUAUCUAGUUAAUACCUACUGGGUAAAGGUUUCCCUAGUUAAUUAAUACCUACUGGUCAUUCUCUAGUUAAUACCUACUGGGUAAAGGUUUCCCUAGUUAAUUAAUACCUACUGGUCAUUCUCUAGUUAAUACCUACUGGGUAAAGGUUUCCCUAGUUAAUACCUACUGGGUAAAGGUUUCCCUAGUUAAUACCUACUGGUCAUUAUCUAGUUAAUACCUACUGGGUAAAGGUUUCUCUAGUUAAUACCUACUGGGUAAAGGUUUCUCUAGUUAAUACCUACUGGGUAAAGGUUUCCCUAGUUAAUACCUACUGGUCAUUAUCUAGUUAAUACCUACUGGGUAAAGGUUUCUCUAGUUAAUACCUACUGGGUAAAGGUUUCCCUAGUUAAUACCUACUGGGUAAAGGUUUCCCUAGUUAAUUAAUACCUACUGGUCAUUCUCUAGUUAAUACCUACUGGGUAAAGGUUUCCCUAGUUAAUACCUACUGGGUAAAGGUUUCCCUAGUUAAUACCUACUGGUCAUUAUCUAGUUAAUACCUACUGGGUAAAGGUUUCUCUAGUUAAUACCUACUGGGUAAAGGUUUCCCUAGUUAAUACCUACUGGGUAAAGGUUUCCCUAGUUAAUACCUACUGGUCAUUCCUUAGUUAAUACCUACUGGUCAUUCCCUAGUUAAUACCUACUGGUCAUUCCCUAGUUAAUACCUACUGGUCAUUAUCUGGUUAGUACCUACUGUUCAUUCCCUAGUUAAUACCUACUGGUCAUUCUCUAGUUAAUACCUACUGGUCAUUCCCUAGUUAAUACCUACUGGGUAAAGGUUUCCCUAGUUAAUACCUACUGGUCAUUCCCUAGUUAAUACCUACUGGGUAAAGGUUUCCCUAUUUAAUACCUACUGGUCAUUCACUAGUUAAUACCUACUGGGUAAAGGUUUCCCUAGUUAAUACCUACUGGUCAUUCACUAGUUAAUACCUACUGGUCAUUCCUUAGUUAAUACCUACUGGUCAUUCCCUAGUUAAUACCUACUGGUCAUUCCCUAGUUAAUACCUUCUGGUCAUUCCCUAGUUAAUACCUACAUUACUGGGUAAAGGGAGGAUGGAAUAGCAUAUGUUUCUGUAAGUAUUGUUUUAAUGAGAGCUACUACUACUAAUACUGCUAAUUCUACUACUACUACUACUGCUAAUACUACUACUACUACUACUACUACUACUGCUGCUGCUACUGCUACUACUACUACUGUUGCUGCUACUGCUACUACUACACCAACGACAACAACUGCUGCUGCUACUACUACUACUAUUGCUGCUACUACUACUACUGUUGCUGCUACUACUACUACUACUACUACCACUACUGUUGCUGCUACUGCUACUACUGUUGCUUCUACUACUUCUACUACUACUACAACUGUUGCUGCUACUAUUAAUACCACUACUGUUGCUACUACUACUACUGUUGCUUCUACUACUUCUACUACUACUACUACUGUUGUUACUACUACAACUGUUGCUGCUACUACUACUACUACCACUACUACUGUUGCUGCUACUACUACUACUACAACUGUUGCUGCUACUACUACUACUGUUGCUACUACUACUACUACUACUACUACUACUACUACUACUACUACUACUACUGUUACUACUACUACUACUGCUGCUACUACUACUACUACUAUUGCUACUACUACUACUACUGUUGCUUUUACUACUUCUACUACUACUACUACUGUUGCUACUACUACUACUACUGUUGCUACUACUACUUAUACUAUUACUACUACUACUACUACUACUACUACUACUGUUGCGACUACUACUACGACUACUACUACUACUACUACUACUGUUGCUACUACUACUACUACUACUACUACUACUACUACUACUACUACUGUUACUACUACUACUACUGCUGCUACUACUACUACUACUAUUGCUACUACUACUACUACUGUUGCUUUUACUACUUCUACUACUACUACUACUGUUGCUACUACUACUACUACUGUUGCUACUACUACUUCUACUAUUACUACUACUACUACUACUACUACUACCGUUACUACUACUACUACUACUACUACUACCUCUACUACUACUGCUACUUCGACUUAUACUACUACUUAUACCACUACUACUUAUACUACUUCUACUACUACUGUUGCUACUAGUACUUCUACUACUGCUGUCAAUUUUUCCUAUAUAUAUAUAUAUAUAUAUCAACUCCUCCGUACAACAAGCCAGCUACAGUACAUGUGUUGCCAUCAGCAUUGUGUCUUCUACCUUUUACACCAGAAACCAACCAACAGCAACUUAUUUUUCUCUUUUUUUUAUAUUCACAAAAUAGAAUUAACAUGCAGGUCAGCCAUCGAGAAUUGGAGCGCUGCGAUUCUUGAGCUUGGACGCUGCUAUUGGACUGGGCGCAAUACGAGCACAACACAGCAGCGAAGCAGCUUUAGUUUAUUUCAAAGCAAGCGUUCUCUCAAUGGCUGAUGGAUAAUGGCUGAUGGAUAAUGGCUGAUGGCUAAUGACUGAUGGCUUUAGUGUAGCAGGGCCGUGUCUUGGUAUUCGCUAAAGCCUUUUUUGGAGACUUUAGAAAUGAGAUGUUUGUGCUCUUUUUUUAUGUUCCUUUUUUUUGCUUGUAGCUUUUUGCUCUUGUUAGGACGGAUAACAUUUUAUUUUUAUAUAUUUUUCAGUUUUAAGGAGGUUUGCAUGUUACAAUUUACGUGAGCAAAUUCGGUGCCUAAUGGUUGUGUGUUGAGCAGGCAUAGGAAACCACUCUACGCCCCACCUUUGAUGUGCCUCUACUGAUGGUGCUUUCUUCAGUGGUCUGACUCUGUUUAUUCGUACGGUGCUGUAUAUGUAUUUAAUAUAUUAUGCACAUAUCCUACCCAAUGGGUAGAAACCACAAGAGAACGUUGUUAAUACAGUAAUAUAAUGUGUAUAGAUGAUAAUAUUAAAAAUAACAUUUAACACGGCAAGAGGGCAUCAGUUUUUUUGUGAAUGCCUCAAAUGUGCUUUGUCUUUUUGUAGAACAGAGGAAAUAAAACAUGCUACAGUUAUGAUGGUCACAUAAUGACAGAAAAAUACUCCUUAUAUAAUCUGCUACAAAGGAAAUGUGUUAUGCUCUAGAAUCUAAUGUUCUGGGUAUAGAACCAUUCUAUACUCCAGUCGUCCUUAACCUUUAUGGGUUACUGUACCAAGUACAUGUUCUCAUCUCAUGAGUCUUCUCCAGUACCCUCUGUCGAUAAAGUUAGAAUUUCAAACUGUUUGGGUAUAGACCUGGAAAGUAUGACAGAACUUUGCAGGCUAUCUCUGCAGUAGAUUGCAACUCCUCCCCCUUUGGCAGUUCUAUCUUGACGGAAAAUGUUGUAGCUGGGUAUGGAAAUCUCAGAUAUCCCUGUGAGAUGAGAACAUGGGAUAUCCCUCAGAUAUCCCUUUAUAUCCCUGUGCGAUUGUUGAAAGUAUGGCAUUUGGCAAAAGCGAGGGUACAAUAUGAGCAUAAUACCGAGUAUGAAACCCCAAAAUUCUACCGUUUCCUCAGAAAAACUGAUAAUACUUUCAUAAUUCUUCGCAUUUCACUCACGCUCAGUGGCUGAUGGUGCUGCUGAAUUUGGAUCCAUACUUCGGGUUGUGUGUCAUCGGGAAUAGGGUUGUCCUCUCCUAGUACUAUUUGUCCAAGAUAAUAUGUAACCAUGUUUGUUCAUACUGGGCGCACAUCUCUAUUAUUACCUGGAUAAUGCUGAUCCACUAUCCAAGAGAGGGGUAUAAUGGUGGCCCUGUUUUAUCUUAUAGCGAAGUCUCCAGAUAUAUAGAUAUAUUCUCUUGUCUACCCCUUUAUGGAUCAAUAAACAUAUAAGACUCCAA